Messenger RNA from Papilio xuthus (Asian swallowtail), 2950 nucleotides. Its product is annotated as laccase-2. Bases 529 to 2391 code for a protein of 620 amino acids. Lineage: Eukaryota; Metazoa; Arthropoda; Insecta; Lepidoptera; Papilionidae. Gene Ontology annotation, cellular component: plasma membrane. The record is from RefSeq and is a predicted model, not a curated record. The transcript is spliced from 6 exons. Gene Ontology annotation, molecular function: copper ion binding; oxidoreductase activity. Gene Ontology annotation, biological process: iron ion transport.
AGAGUACGGCGUUACUAAUGUCGAUAGCGUCAAGGCCGGGUCGCCGACUGGACUCGUUUGUGUAGAAAUAUAUUUUGUGGUCUGUUUUACGAAUGUGGAGAGAUUUGAAGAUAAAAACUUCGUGUUGUGUAACUAAACUUGAACUUUGAAUAAAUUGUUUUUGUAAUGAAUUUGCACAAUAACUUACGUCACGAUGUGGAGAGAGUUCGUUCGCGGGGCUCGCCAAUUUACUUCCGAAUUGGAGCCCUCUUAAUGCAUCGAGUAGCGACGUUAAAAUACUAGCCUCAGGCGCCGCGCCCGCCGUGCCGUUGCACCUCGAUGUUGCAAUGUAAACAGAUAGUGGAUCGGAUCGCAAGUCCAAGCCGCAACCAGCAACCAGUCGCCACUCAAUGGUCGGCUCGCAUGGUCGCCUCGUCACGCUCUGACGUCACUAUCUUGUAAAGGAAUCGGUGUGCAACUCAAAAAUGUCGUAAGCGAUUGCGCGGCUGUACUCAACUAGUGAAUUGAAGUUAAGGUUUACCAUAAAAGAUGGAGAAGGAAAGCGUCAAUCCACGCGAUGUGAUUGUGAAACCUAACUACAUGCUGAUGUCCUUGCAGAGGAUACUCGUGUUGUUUGUAAUAUUGGCCGGUGUAAUUGUUGUUGUUUAUUAUACGCCGAUGCCAGAGGAAUAUUUUGAAAACUGUGAUCGUGAAUGCCAUGAAUUGGAUUGGCCGAUGAUUUGUCGUGUAAAACUAGUCAUAGAAGUUUACAAAACAUACAGCAAAUCUUGUAAUAACUGCGCCGAAGCACACGGUACAGAUUGUCCUCCGAUGUGCAUAACAGCAGAUGGUCGAGAACGCGGCGUAUUGGCUGCCAACAGAGAACUUCCCGCUCCAUCCUUCCACGUCUGUCAGAACGAUAUCCUCGUCGUAGAUGUGGUACACCGAGCACCAGCUCAUGCCCUUUCAAUACAUUGGCGUGGACAGCCACAGCGGGAGACUCCUUUCAUGGAUGGUGCGCCAAUGUUGACUCAAUGCCCGCAGCCCGCUUAUACAACGUUCCAGUAUAAGUUCCGAGCAUCAUCUGUGGGCACGCAUAUGUACCAUGCGCAUUCUGCAGCAGAUGCAGCAGACGGACUAGCCGGUGCGUUUAUUGUGCGUCAGUCGCCUCGACUAGAUCCCUUAAGGAAACUUUAUGAUGUAGACGCUACUGAACAUACGAUCUUUGUAGCUGAAUGGGGACAUUCUAUGGGACCGUUAGCUGGAGUAACACCCAACACACCCAACGCUGAAUCAUUACUAAUUAACGGAAAGGGAAGAUCUUCCGAAUAUUCUAAUGCUCCUAUAACUACAUUUGCAGUUGAAAAUGGGAAGAGAUACAGAUUCCGUCUUAUGUACGGUGGAGGAUCCAAGAGUUGUCCCAUCAAAUUUUCUGUUGAUGACCAUGUUCUUAAAAUUAUUGCAUUAGAUGGUUCUAGUAUAAAACCUGUGGAAGUUGACGCUAUAACAUUUGCUAGAGGAGAGAGAGUUGACUUCGUUGUAGACGCUAAUAAAGCUAGCGGAGUAUACAAAAUGAGAGUCGUAGCUGAGAAGUCUUGUCAGGAGAAUCUUGAAGGUGUGGCAGAGUUAGUGUAUAAGACAUUGGAUAGGAAAACUCUACAAAAAACAAAUAAAAACAUUAAUCUGCCAGUGAAUCGUGAACUAACUACAGUGAAUAGUGACAGGUGUGCCAGUGACAAAGUGUUGUGUCUGAAUGAAAUACAUUCAGCGGGCAAGUUUCCGGCCAAGCUCGCUGCGGCUAUAGAUGAAGUUAUUUAUGUGCCUUUCAACUAUUCCACAAGACAAAUAUCAGCUAAACGAGUCGAGAGUUGGGGUCAGACUGACGGCUUCCGUUUCACGUACCCUGCAUCUCCCCUGCUGACGCAGGGUAGUGACGUGGCCUCUGAAGCAAUCUGCGCCCGAGGCUCCAACGACGACGAAUGUGUUCACAUUAAGAACAUUCCUUUGAGGUCUACUGUUGAGUUGGUUAUGUUUGAUCAAGGCGGCGAAUCAGACCACAUAUUCCAUCUCCAUGGGUACAAUUUCUAUGUGGUUGGUAUACGCGAGUUCAACACUAGUAUUGAUAAGCAACAAAUCAAAGAAAUGAAUGAGAAAGGAACAUUAUUUAUUUCAACAAACUUAAUCGAUCCUGUCAUUAAAGAUACUAUUGUUAUACCAAAAUUUGGCGUCGUGGCGCUAAGAUUCGAGGCGGAUAAUCCUGGGUACUGGAUGAUGAGAGAUGAAAGAUCAGCUCAUUGGACGAGAGGACUUGACUUCGUAUUAAAAGUCGGCGAGGAGAGUGACUUCGUACAAGCUCCACCUGAUUUCCCGAAGUGUGGUUCCUACGUCGGUCCGGAAUACUUUUUAAUUUGACCUUGAAUUAAAAUUAAGAUAGUAAAAUUAGUUACCAGUUUUCUAAACUUCAGCUUAAUUCCAGCCUGAUCCUGGAUGUUUCUCAGGGGCAAUAUUUAUUUUAAGUGUUGAAUGUAUACCUUUAUUUUUUAAAGAAUGAUUUCCAUUGUCUACUAUAAUGUAAGUAAUAGUUUUAUGAUAAGUAAUGAAUAGAAAAAAUAAAUAAAAACUGGUUAAGCGUGUCAUUAUAUCGUGAAUUGUUUGAACUCUUGAAUCUUAAGUGUUAAUUGUAAAAUAAUAGAGUACUUUAUAAUUAUUAAUAUAUGAUAUUCUUUUGUUUUAAAUAUCCACAGCGGUAGAUAAAGCGAAGGUGGUAACUCUAUCAAGAAUGACAAAAAGUUUUAUAAUACAAAAAUCCUCCUUGAACAUGUGAUAAAUAGGAUUUAGAUUGUAGUAAAUUGCCACUCGACCUUGCGUCUAAAAUUAAAUGAUAUAAUCAUGAAGUUUUUAUUGUAUAUACUUGUUCGUAUUAGCCGUUUUAAAUUAUAACCUAAUUAUGUGUAAAUUAUAAAGUAACGUU